AUGUCAGCUGUCAAUGACACCAACUUCAACUCUGCAGUGUUCCUUCUCAGUGGGAUACCUGGGCUAGAAGACAUCCAUCUCUGGAUCUCUAUCCCCUUCUGCUUCAUAUAUGUUAUAUCCAUAGUAGGAAAUUCAGUCAUUCUGUUCAUUAUAAAAACAAAUCCAAGCCUCCAUGAACCCAUGUACAUUUUCCUUUCCAUGUUGGCCAUCACAGAUCUUGCCUUAUCGAUAUCCACCAUGCCGACGACCCUGGGUAUAUUCUUGCUUAACUCUAGAGAGAUCAGCCUUGAUGCCUGUCUUGCCCAGCUCUUCUUCAUCCACUUGCUUAAAUGCAUUGAAUCCUCUGUGCUCUUGUUGAUGGCCUUUGACCGCUUCAUCGCGAUCUAUGACCCGCUGAGAUAUGCCUCCAUCUUAACCCUGCCAAGAAUAAGCAAAAUGGGACUGAUAUUUGCGCUAAGAGGAGUGGCUGCGAUACUCCCACUCCCUUUUCUCCUUCAACGUUUCCGAUUCUGUCGAUCCAAUGUCCUCUCCCAUUGCUACUGCAUAAACCAGGACGUCAUGAAGCUGGCUUGUUCGGAUAUCAAAGUAAACAGCAUCUAUGGCUUGUCUCUUUCACUCUUGACGGUGGGACUGGACUCGCUGCUCAUCUUCCUCUCUUAUGUGAUGAUCCUCAAAACAGUGCUGAGCAUCACAUCCCACGCGGAGUGCCUCAGGGCCCUGAACACCUGCGUCUCCCACCUCUGCGCCGUCCUGCUCUUCUACACGCCAAUGACCGGCCUGUCUGUGAUACACAGAUUGGGGGAGGACUCUUCUCCCUUGCUUAAGAUUCUCCUGGGCUAUAUCUACAUGCUCGUCCCACCCCUGAUGAACCCAAUUGUGUACAGCGUGAAAAGCAAACACCUUCGUGCGAGGAUAAUCAGGGCCUCUGUUUAUAAUGCCAAGGGUAAGUUGGAAAUAACAGAGGAGGAGAAAGACCUGGAUCUAUUGGUCAUUCCCAGGAUGACUGUGAGCCACCGAUGUGAUGUGGCUGUGAACAAGGCAAAUGAGAUCCUAGAAUGUGUCAGAAAGAUGAAUUCAGACUGGAACAGUGUGGAGAAUGGCUCCUAG
This is a messenger RNA of Chrysemys picta bellii (western painted turtle), 1107 nucleotides long. NCBI's taxonomy places the organism in Eukaryota, Metazoa, Chordata, Testudines, Emydidae. The record is from RefSeq and is a predicted model, not a curated record.